Manis javanica (Malayan pangolin) is the source of this 4698-nucleotide messenger RNA. It is a transcript of the gene ZSWIM4, whose product is annotated as zinc finger SWIM-type containing 4. Lineage: Eukaryota; Metazoa; Chordata; Mammalia; Pholidota; Manidae. The record is from RefSeq and is a predicted model, not a curated record. Gene Ontology annotation, cellular component: Cul2-RING ubiquitin ligase complex. Gene Ontology annotation, molecular function: zinc ion binding.
CGGGACGACGGCGGAGGAUAAAGCGGCGGCCGAGGCAGCUUCAUUGUUGUGAAGAGUCUUAAAGGGGCCGUAUCACCCGGCCGGCCCGGUGUGGGGCGGGGGUGGGUGCGGCUGGGGUCCGCAGGCGGCUGAGCGCGAAGGAAGGACUGGAAGGCGGGCAGGGGGCGCGGGAGCCGGCAAAGCAGAGCGGGCAUCGGACCGACCCCCCCCCAACCAGGCCCCGCCCCGGCCCCGGCCCGGCUGGAUGGACCCCCCCGCGGCCAAGCGGAGCCGGGACUGCCCCGCGGGCCCGGAGGAACGCGACGCCGGGGCCGGGGCCGUGCGCGGCCGGGGCCGGCCCGAGGCGCUGCUGGACCUCAGCGCCAAGCGAGUGGCCGAGAGCUGGGCCUUCGAGCAGGUCGAGGAGCGGUUCUCCCGAGUGCCAGAGCCGGUCCAGAAGCGCAUCGUGUUCUGGUCGUUUCCACGCAGUGAGCGGGAGAUAUGUAUGUACUCGUCGCUGGGCUACCAGCCCCCAGAGGGCGAGCACGAUGCCCAAGUGCCCUUCACCCGAGGGCUGCACCUCCUGCAGAGUGGGGCUGUGGACCGCGUGCUGCAAGUGGGAUUCCACCUGAGCGGAAACAUCCAGGAACCGGGGGGCCCUGGAGAGCCUGGGCACGUCUACCACGUCUCCAUCAGCUUUGACCGCUGCAAGAUCACAUCGGUGAGCUGUGGCUGUGAUAACCGCGACCUCUUCUACUGCGCCCACGUGGUGGCCCUGUCGUUGUACCGCAUUCGGCACGCCCGCCAGGUGGAGCUGCGGCUGCCCAUCUCUGAGACGCUGUCCCAGAUGAACCGGGACCAGCUGCAGAAGUUCGUGCAAUAUCUCAUCAGCGCCCACCACACUGAAGUGCUGCCCACCGCCCAGCGCCUGGCCGAUGAGAUCCUCCUGCUGGGCUCUGAGAUCAACCUGGUGAAUGGCGCCCCAGACCCCACAGCCGGUGCAGGCAUUGAGGACGCUAACUGCUGGCACCUGGACGAGGAGCAGAUCCAGGAGCAGGUGAAACAGCUGCUCUCCAACGGCGGCUACUACGGCGCCAGCCAGCAGCUACGCUCCAUGUUCUGCAAGGUGCGCGAGAUGCUGCGGAUGCGGGACUCCAACGGGGCGCGCAUGCUGAUCCUCAUGACUGAGCAGUUCCUGCAGGACCCACGCCUGGUUCUGUGGCGGCAGCAGGGCGCAGGCAUGACAGACAAGUGCCGGCAGCUGUGGGAUGAGCUGGGGGCCCUGUGGGUGUGCGUCGUCCUCAGCCCCCACUGCAAACUGGAGGAGCGGGCAAGCUGGCUCCAGCUGCUUGGCAAGUGGGACAAACUGGACGUGUGCCCCCUGGAAGAAGGCGACUACUCUUUUGAUGAGCCCAGCUUACAGUCAACCUCAGCCCUCAGCCCAGGCUCCGAGGAGGAGGAGGAGGAAGAGGAAGUGGCUGCCGGUUCCCGCCACACUGUGUUCGGCCGCGCCCUGCAGGCUGGGUCUCUGCACUGGAGCGAUACUCACCUGCAGAAGAUCCUGGCCAGUGACUCUGAUGGCCCCAGCAUCACAAGCAACAUGAGCAGUGACAAACCAACCUUCGACUUCCAGGGACACCCAGUCUGGCUGGGCGAGCCCUUUCCCACUGCCUGUGCCCGUGUGGAUACCCUACGUGCCCACGGAUACCCCCGCCAGGCCCUGCGGCUGGCAGGUGCCAUAGUCAACACACUCCGGCUACAGCGGCGACAUCAGCUUGAGAUCUACAAGCAGCAGAAAAAAGAGCUGCUGCAGAAAGGCUAUACCUAUAUCACCAACAAGGAAGGAUGGGUGGGCCACCCCCUGGACCCCAUUGGCUGCCUCUGCAGGGCGCUCCUGGAGGCCUGUCGCGUGGAGGAGGAAACGCUCGCCCUUUACCCAGACUCAGGCCCUGAGAAGCGGAAGGUGGCCUACCAGCAUGUGCCUGUGUCCGGGAACCCUGGGGAGUCCUACUUGGCGCUGGCACUGGAGGUGGCACUGCUGGGUCUGGGGCAGCAGCGGGCCCUGCCCGAAGGGCUGUAUGCCCAGGACAAGGUGGUGCGCAACGAGGAGCAGCUGCUGGCGCUGCUGGAGGAGGUGGAGCUUGAUGAGCGGCUGGUACAGGUGCUGCGCAAGCAGGCGGGGCAGCUGCUGGAAGGAGGUCCCUUCAGCGGCUUUGGAGAGGUGCUGUUCCGGGAGAGCGUGCCCAUGCACACCUGUGCCCGCUACCUGUUCACUACGCUGCUGCCCCAUGAUCCUGACCUGGCCUACCGCCUCGCGCUGCGGGCCAUGAGGCUGCCUGUACUGGAGACAGAGUUUCCUGCUGGGGAACCUCACCCCAACCUGCUAAACUCCAUCGUGAGCAACCACUUCCCCCGCUGGUUCAUCCUUGGCCACCUGGAGACACGCCAGUGCGAGCUGGCCUCUGCCAUGCUGACAGCUGCCAAGGGAGACCCCAAGUGGCUGCACACAGUACUGGGCUCCAUCCAGCAGAAUAUCCACUCACCUGCCCUGCUUUUCAAGCUGGCACAGGAUGCCUGCAAAACGGCCACUCCGGCCAGCGCUCCACCAGACACCACGCUGUUGGGCAUCGCGCUGGAGCUGGGCCUGCAGGUGAUGCGGAUGACCUUGAAUACCAUGACCUGGCGGCGGAGGGAGAUGGUGCGCUGGCUGGUCAGCUGUGCCACCGAGAUCGGCCCACAAGCCCUGAUGAACGUCAUGCAAAACUGGUAUUCUUUAUUCACACCGGUGGAGGCAGCCACCAUCGUCGCCGUGACAGGCACCACUCAUGCCACGCUGUUGCGGCUGCAGUUGGAUGCGCCCCGGCGGGAGGAGCUCUGGGCCUGCGCCCGCACCCUGGCUUUGCAGUGCGCCAUGAAAGACCCACAGAACUGUGCCUUGCCCGCCCUCACCCUGUGUGAAAAGAACCAUGCGGCCUUCGAGGCUGCCUAUCAGAUUGUGUUGGACGCCGCGGCCAGCGGCCUAGGCCAUGCCCACCUCUUCACUGUGGCCCGCUACAUGGAGCACCGUGGCCUGCCGCUGCGGGCUUACAAGCUGGCGACACUGGCCCUGGCGCAGCUCAGCAUCGCCUUCAACCAGGACAGCCACCCCGCUGUCAACGAUGUGCUCUGGGCCUGCUCACUCAGCCACUCGCUGGGCCGGCACGAGCUCUCAGCCAUCGUCCCCCUCAUCAUCCGCAGCAUCCACUGUGCCCCCAUGCUCUCCGACAUCCUACGCCGCUGGACCCUCUCAGCACCCGGCCUGGGUCCCCUGGGGGCCCGCCGGGCUGCCAAGCCACUGGGCACAGACCGGGCACCGCUCUCUCAACUCCUAGAUGCUACGGUGGCGGCCUACAUCACCACCAGCCACUCCCGCCUCACACACAUCAGCCCUCGGCACUAUGGCGACUUCAUCGAGUUCCUGGGCAAGGCCCGCGAGACCUUCCUACUGGCGUCUGAUGGGCACCUCCAGUUUUCCCAGUUCUUAGAAAACCUCAAACAGACGUACAAGGGCAAAAAAAAGCUCAUGCUCUUGGUGCGGGAGCGUUUUGGCUGAGGGGCGGUGGGCAGGCAGUGAGGGAAACACCCCUCCUAUUGCCCCUGCCUCAGUGACACUCGCUUUCCACUGGGGGCCUCAACACUGGAGGCUCAUAUGGCAUUUCAGUAUUAAGUCAGGAAAGGGGCCCGGCUGGAGCUGGCUAGGUCAUCUUGCUUGCUGUUCCCCCCAGACCCUGCUGGAGUGGGGUGGUGUCCUGCCAUGUGCACGCCUAGAGUACGCGAGACCCAAGGAUCAGAAGCCAUACCACCACCCAGAAGCCUGAAAGGGGGUGUGUGCUCAGGCAGCUGGUAUGACCCUGUCUUAGCACCCCAAAAGCAAUAGGCAGGCUCUUCCUCCCCAAACUAGCAGGCGUGGCUUGGACUAGGUGUCAGGGGGCUGGGAAGUACGACUUGCCAGAAACCAGCUCUCAAAGUCAGUGUAACAGACCCUUCUGGCACCCUGCUCUGGGUGGCUUAGGGGGCUUGUAUAGGGCAUCUAAACCUCCUUUAGGACCCUCCCCUCACUGCCUCAGGGGCCCCAUUCUGCAGGCCAGCACCCCCUCCAGGCUGCCCAGCUGGGACCAAUGGCUCACUUCCACUGAAGGAUUUGAAGAAAGAGGCCUCAGGCUUCAGCCACAUACCUCAUCCCCCCAUCCCCAGCCAGCCAGGACUCCCAUUCCUGUGGGUGCCAGGGUCCCAGGCAGGGACCAUGGCUUUGGGGGGGGUCAUUGCUGUCCCUCCCCUUAACUGCUAGUCACUGGACAUACAACUCAGGAACUGAGCCAGGCUUAUGCUGUCCUCCAAACCCCGUGUCGGGAGAGGAGGGCCAGGGACCCCUGCCCCUGCUAUAGAAAGGAAAGAGGCUGGCAUCGUGGCAUUUUCUGGCUCUGUCCCCCUUUUCUUCCUCUGUCUCCCUGCGCCACUUCUUCAUCUUUCUCUCUCUCUCUCCAUUCAGCCUGUCUUUCUAUUUGUGUCCCUAAGUCCCAGCUGAUGUAUCUUUGGCCUCCCUUCCCCCUCUCACUUUGGCCCAGGGAGGAGGGAGGAGAGUGCCCCACCCCUAAUCAGCCCCCUCUAUCUUCUCUUGUAAUUAAGGACAAAGAUGUGUCAUUUUGUAACUUUUUUCUAUUUAUUGAACCGUAUAUUGUA